GCGCAUAUCUUUAGCGGUUUUCUUGCGGACUGGAAGCAUGAUUUGAGAGAUUUUUUUCCCCCUUCUAACAACAAUUCUUUAUGCUGAGAGAGAGAGCGUAUGUGGUACGCAGCUGCAAAGACGCAUGCAGUGCGUGCUACGACUCAGUCCCUGUGCUGAGGUUUGAGGGAAAGACCCCGCUGACCAGCGCACAGGGUGGGGUUCACCAACAAGGCGCUCAGUCCCCGUGCGCCGACACGCCCCCGCGCUUGGCGCUGUCCGAUUCUCUGGUGCUGAACGCUGGAUACCAGAACGGCAAACUGCCUGCAGCGCACUGGAUCGUCUGCCUGCACGCAGACCCUUCAUGGAGCCAAGGCAGGGAUCUCCCUGGCUGCAGAGACUUAAAGUUCAGGGGGCUGACCUGCACGGAUCGCACCGUGGAUAACUAUGAAGGAAAUGUUUCUCAAGUGUUUUCCUUUUGUUUUUUGAGGAUUUUCUCGUCAGGUCCCCUUCCCCGCCCCCCCAGGGUUUGGAGGUGCAUAACUUGCCACCAACAUGAUUUGGGGUGUUUUGCUGUGUUGCCUUCUAAUGCCGGCAGCUGGAUAUAAAACACAGGCUCGAUUGCCUUUCUUUCACGGACAUAUUUUUGAGAACUCGCCAGCGGCGUCUAAAGUGAACGGACUCAGCGUUACGGUGAAGCGCAUCGACGCGCAAAAAUGGUGCCCAGUCUCCGGAAUGCACUUUAAAUUGUUUGGAAAUGGCAGUGAGGAUUUCCACGUCUUCGCCCACCACAAGCGGGGAAAUGUGCUGCUGAAAACUUCCCGGGUUUUAGACAGAGAGUCACGCUCAGAAUACCUGCUGAGCGUCGGGUUGUGUUGCCAGACGUGCGCGUCGGAAUCUGUCGUCUUCGAGGUUGCGUUGGUGAAAGUGGACGUGUUGGACACCAACGACCACGAACCGACUUUAGUGAGCGCAGACAGCGUUCAUAUAAGUUUAGAUGACACCACCGCGCUCCGUACUGUUGUUUACAGACUGGAAGCUGUCGAUGAGGACAGCGGAAAGAACGCAGAGUUGACGUUCGCCUCCGAACCAAAAAAUGGCACUUUCUAUGUUGUCCCGAAAACGGGGGAAGUUUUGCUCGUCGACUCUAUCCUGGGUCUCUUUUCUCCCAUUAAAUUUUAUCUGUACGUGCGAGAUCACGGCUGGCCUCCUUUGACCAGCAAAGCUGUGUUAGUUACUGUUUCACCACAGCGAUGGAUGACGCGUACCGCUGAUUUACGCGGACCAGAGAGGGCAGGACGGUCGCCGAGGGCGCUCCUCGAGUCCAGCACCGUGCUCUCCCUCAACGUGUCUGAGGACGCCGGCGUCGGCUCAGUCCUAAUGAGCCUAAAUCCCACCAGGUUUCAGUCAGCUGCCUACGAGCUCAUUUACCCGGAGUCAGAAAGCUCUCCGGUCACCGUGGGCCGCGACAGUGGAGAUAUAACAGUAACCCGGAGGCUGGAUAGGGAGACGGAGCCUUUCCUGGAGCUCACUGUUAAGAUUCAAGACAAACGAGGCCCAGACUGGUACCUGAACAAGGUGAAGCUGACGAUCACUGAUGUCAACGACAACGUCCCUGAGUGGAAUAUGAAGCCAUACCCAUACCUGGCUGUUGUGUCUUCCGAGGCAGUGGCAGGAACAUUUGUCUACCAGCUACAGGCAAUUGACGGGGAUGAGGGCAAAAGUGGAGAAGUGGAAUACUUCUUGUCAGAUGGUGGGGAUGGCUGCUUUGCUGUGGACAAGAAGACAGGCCAGGUGGUUACUACGGGGCUCGUACUACAGAGGGAGAGAGAGUACCUCUUAAGCGUGGUGGCCCUUGAUGGGCUGGGAAGCCACAGUGCACCUGCCAUGUUAUCUGUAGUAGCAGGGGCCAGAGCACCGCAGUUUACCAAGACCAGCUACGCCAUUUCCAUACCAGAGAACACCCCGGAAGGACAGCCCUUCCUUGUGGUGUUAGCCAUUUCCUUCCAGAAGGAACAAAUCAGCUACAGCCUGCUUAUCAAUCCCAGCAGCCUUUUCAGCAUUCAGCAGGACACCGGAGAGAUCAGCCUGACCAGGACGCUGGAUUAUGAAAGUGACCAGAGACGCUACCUUCUGAUGGUGCGAGCCAGCGAGGAGCCUGGCAGCCUGAGUGCUGCAACAGAGGUUCAGGUGUUGAUAACGGAUGAGAACGAUUGUGUCCCAGAGUUCCUCCAGUCCAUCUACAGUGUAGAUGGAGUCCCUGAGACUGUAACCACAGCAACAUCCCUACUGCAGGUUUUAGCCACAGACUGUGACUCAAGAUUAAAUGCAGAGCUCACCUAUUACACCCUGAGCCCGGAUUUCAGCAUUUCACCCCAUGGGACUGUUUUCCCUGCGAGGCGGCUUGAUUAUGAGAGGCCUAAUCAUUUGUAUGAGUUUGUGGUGAUGGCAGUGGACAGCGGGGAUGAACCUCAUUCUGGCACCGCCACGGUCCGUGUGAGGAUGGCUAAUGUCAACGAUGAGGCUCCUGAAUUCUCUCAGCCUGUAUAUCGAACAUUUGUUUCCGAGGACGCUGGUCCCAACACUCUUGUUGCCACAGUCUUGGCCAAAGACCCAGAUGGUGACAGUAUAACCUACUCCAUAACCGCAGGGAACGAAGAGGGCAACUUUGUCAUUGACAGCCAGAAAGGAUUGAUCCGUCUGCGCUCCACUCCCCUGCCAAAGCUUCAAGGCUUGGAGUACGUCCUGAACGUAACAGCCACAGAUGACAAUGCAUCAGGCGGGCCACACUCUCUCAGCUCUACCGCCCGGGUCGUUGUUGGAGUUGAUGAUGUUAACAACAACAAGCCAAUAUUUGAGCAGUGCCAGCAGUACCGUGAGCAAGCUUCAGUGCUGGAGAACCAGCCAGCAGGGACUUUUGUGUUGCAAGUGCAUGCAGUGGAUGCAGAUGAGGGAGCAAAUGGAAAAGUGAAAUAUGGCUUAAUGCACAGAGACAGCGCCAUGCCUGCCUUCAGAAUUCACCCAGAGACAGGAGUGAUUGUGACAGCCCGGCGCUUCGACAGGGAGCGGCAGAGAGAGUAUUCAAUUACAGUAACGGCCACUGAUUGGGCCGAGGAGCCGCUCAUUGGCAUCUGUCAGCUUGCCAUCCAGAUACUGGACCAGAAUGAUAACAGCCCCAAGUUUGAGAAUUUGCGCUAUGAGUAUUUUCUAAGAGAAGACACACUGGUCGGUACAAGUUUCCUCCGUGUGGCAGCUCAUGACGAUGACUUUGGCACUAACGCAGCCAUCACUUACUCCAUGUCAGUGGAGCAGCCUGAGUACCUGCGGGUCAACCCUGUGAAUGGAUGGGUCUACGUCAACCAGCCCAUAUCUCAGAGAACCUAUAUAACACGGGACAUUAUAGCAACAGAUGGAGGAAAUCGUAACACUUCCGUGGAGCUGGCAGUGACCAUUACUAAUGUGAGGAAUCAGCCUCCUCAGUGGGAAAAAGACAGCUACAAUGUUGUCAUACCUGAGAACACUGCUAGGGAUACACCUAUAGUGACAAUCAAGGCAACCUCUCAGCUGGGUGACCCAAGAGUGACCUACAACCUUGAGGAUGGGAUGGUACCUGAAACCAACAUGCCAGUCCGUUUCUAUCUCUCCCCGAACCGGGAAGAUGGCUCUGCAUCCAUUCUGGUGUCAGAGCCGCUGGACUAUGAGAUCACUCCGUUUUUUUCUUUGCGGGUUCGGGCUCAGAAUGUGGCUGCAGUCCCUCUAGCAGCUUUCACAAGAGUAUACGUCAACAUUACAGAUGUCAACGACAAUGUGCCAUUUUUUACAUCCUCUAUUUAUGAGGCCUCGGUAACAGAAGGAGCCCAGAUUGGCACAUCAGUUCUCCAUGUGUCUGCCCAUGACAAAGACCUGGGUCUUAACGGAGAGAUCACUUACUCUUUGCUCAGCGACAGCAGUGGUGACCACAACUUCUUCCGCAUCGACCCCCAAAAUGGAAUCAUCUACACAGAAACUGUGUUUGACCGGGAGGCCCGCAGCUCCUACCUGCUAGAGGUUCAGUCAGAAGAUGGCCAAGAAUCAGCACGACCUGGCAAAAACAAACAGCCAAACACAGACACAGCAUAUGUGAGGGUUUUCAUCAGCGAUGUCAACGACAACAAGCCCGUCUUUGCUCAGCGACUGUAUGAAGUCGCUGUCGAUGAGAAUGCAGAUGUUGGUCUGACUGUUGUCACCGUCAGCGCCACUGAUGAGGAUGAAGGAGCCAACGCCAAGCUCCGCUACCAAAUAACAUCUGGCAACAAAGGCGGUGCUUUUGACAUCGAGCCGGAGGUCGGGACAAUCUUCAUUGCACAGUCGUUGGACUAUGAAAAGCAAAAGCGAUACAAGCUGUUGGUCCUCGCCUCUGAUGGGAAGUGGGAAGAUUAUGCUGCUGUUGUAGUCACCAUAGUCAAUAAAAACGAUGAAGCACCUGUCUUUUCUAUGAAUGAGUACUAUGGAUCUGUCACCGAAGAGCUUGAUGGGUCUCCUGUUUUUGUGUUACAGGUUACAGCCACUGACCCAGACAAAGACGCAAACCAGGGAGCCAUCCGGUACUCCAUUCAUGGCCAAGGUGCUGAGUCGCAUUUCGUGAUUAACGACAUCACAGGGGAGAUGUACGCCCAGCGAACCAUGGACCGAGAGGAGCGGGCUGUAUGGCGCUUUGUUGUCAUGGCAACGGACGAAGAAGGCGAGGGGCUUACAGGCUUUACAGAUGUUAUUAUCAACGUGUGGGACAUCAAUGACAAUGCCCCAACCUUUGUGUGCGCACCUGAUAAUUGCCAUAGCAGUGUGGCUGAAAACUCUCCUCCUGGAACGUUUGUUGUUGAAAUGACAGCUGUGGAUCUGGAUGAUGCAGCCGUGGGUCAAAACGCCAUCCUCACCUACCGGAUUACAGAUAAUGCACAGAAUUCGGACAGUGUGAACCUGUUCACCAUUGAUUCCAGCACUGGCACCAUAUCCGUGGCAGCAGAAGGCCUGGACAGAGAGCUUGCUGAUAGCCACCAUUUGGUUGUGGAGGCCAGGGAUGGCGGCGGAAUGACAGGCACGGCCACAGUCACUGUGGUGGUGACAGACGUUAAUGAUCAUGUGCCAAAAUUUAGUGAGGACUGGUGUGGUGCUCGUGUUCCUGAGAGCACACUUGAGGACUCGUCCCUCCUGGAGCUGAGUGCUGUGGACCCUGAUGAUGGUAGAUAUGGCCAGUUGGCAUUCAGUGUGGUUGCCGGAGAUGCAGAGCAGCGAUUCUAUAUUGUCAGUCACAAACUGGAGCAGAAAAGCACUCUAAGGCUAAAGAAGAAGCUGGACUUUGAGCAUCCAGAUGAACAAAGGUUUAACCUUACCAUCAAAGUGGAGGACUCCAAUUUUGCCAGUUUUAUCCACUGUAUCAUCCUAGUAGAAGAUGAAAAUGAUAAUGCACCUGUGUUUAGCCCGAGUUAUUACCUGCUCUCUCCUGUACCUGAGGAUGUACCAGUAGGUACCAGUAUAAUUCAAGUCGUAGCCACUGACUCUGACUCCGGUCUGAACGGGGAUAUUUUUUACAGCAUUCACCCCCAUUCAGACCCAUAUGGACACUUUACAGUCAACCGAGGUGGUGUUGUCACUGUCACCAAGUCUCUGGAUAGGGAGACGGUGGCAGGUUAUGAGCUGGUUGUCAUAGCGACAGACCGUGGUACACCAACGCUGACUGGCAGUGUUACGGUCCACUUGCCGUUGCUCGACAUGAAUGAUAACGGACCAGAGCUGGAGAUGCUCUACUCCCCCGUGCUGUGGGAGAAUGGGCCCGCACCUCAAGUGGUCUAUCUUAACGGGAGCUCAACCCUCCUUCAUGUUAUGGACAAAGACACCCCAGAACACGGGCCACCUUUCCUCAUCUCUCUGCCUUCGGUUUACUCUUCUGAUUUCCACCUGCAGGACCAUGGGAAUGGCUCUGCCACACUCACCACCCUGCGGAGAUUCGACAGGGAAAGGCAGAGCGAAUACCACUUACCGGUCGUAAUGAUUGACAGUGGACUUCCACCGAUAACGGCCACAAGCACUCUCACUAUCACUAUUGGUGAUCAUAAUGAUAACGCCCAUCAGCCAGGGGAGAAAGAUGUCUAUGUGCAUAGCCGCAAGGGAAGGAUGGGAAAUGCUGCUCUAGGGAAGGUGUAUGCCCCAGAUCAAGAUGACUGGGACAACAAGACCUACAGUCUGGAGACAAGUGCAGCUAAAUACUUCAGUGUGAAUCAGAGCUCGGGGAUGCUGACUGUCCGGCAAAACACUCCACCAGGCAGCUAUUGGUUAAGAGUUGGGGUUUCUGAUGGGGUGUGGCCUGACGUGAUAUCAGGAGUCAGGGUUCACAUCAGGGAGCUGGAGGAAAAGGCCAUUCUGUCGUCCGCCUCACUGCGUUUGACAGGCAUUACAGCGAGAGAAUUUAUCGACUCGAACGUCGAGGGGAAAAGUCGGCUGGAGGCGUUCUGGGACUUCCUGUCUGAAACCCUGUCUGUCAGACCGGGAACUAUCAACAUUUUCAGUGUAGCAGACAGAGAGGCGAGAACAGUGGACAUCCAUUUCUAUGUGCUAACCGAUAAUGGCUACUUGCGCCCAGAGAAACUGCACAGUGUCCUGGCUGCACAUAAAAAGAAGCUGCAGUCACUCCUGCGUGUGAAUGUAAGCCAGGUGCAGGUAGAUGAGUGUGUGCGCACUGACUGUAAGACAUCCGGCGGCUGCUACACACAGUUAAGCGUCAGUGACUCACCCACCUUGAUAGACUUCGGUGCUUUAUCCCUGGCCUCAGUGAAAGUGACAUCUUCGGCCGUGUGUGGCUGCGCCGCAAGAGAAAUGACCCACCGGACGUGCUCCUACUACCCCACUAACCCCUGCCUCAAUGGAGGGACAUGCGUUGACACACAAAAUGGGUACAGGUGCCACUGCCCCCCACAGCUCGAAGGGCCAGACUGUCAGCAGACAAGACUUAGUUUCCUUGGUAACGGCUAUGCCUGGUUUCCUCCCAUAAGGCCAUGCUUUGAUAGCCAUCUUUCACUCGAGUUUAUGACGGAGGAAGAUGACGGACUGCUGUUGUAUUCAGGCCCGUUGGCCACCCUUUUACCUGGGGAUAAUGAAGACUACAUUGCCAUAGAGCUGAUUGGUGGGACUCCUAGCCUUAAAAUCAACCAUGGUUCUGGAACCCUAGUUCUUCAGUUGACAAAUGUUGGAGUGAGUGACAGACGUUGGCACCGCCUUGAUGUGAGGAGCAACAGCAAAGAAGUGCGCUUUACUCUGGAUCGAUGCUCCAGUGCGAUUGUCAUGGAAGCAGAGGGGGUGGAUUCUUGGGCGAUGACAGAGGAUCGCUCUUCCUGUGAAAUACGAGGGGUCACGCCCAACAGGGAUAAGUACCUGAAUGUAAGUCAUGUUCUGCAGCUUGGAGGAAUCAAUGAGAACAUAUCAUAUGAAUACCCACAACUGCAACACAAACACUAUACCGGAUGUUUAAGGGACUUGAUUGUGGACAGCAAGCUGUAUGACCUUGGUUCUCCUGCGGAAUCCUCCAACAUUUUCCCUGGCUGCGGUCUCAUUGAUAACCAUUGCACCGACUUGGAGCAGCUUCCCUCCUGUGGCAAGCGGGGCAGCUGUCACGGGGAGUGGGACUCUUUCAGCUGCCUGUGUGAAAAAGGGUUUACAGGCCCGCAUUGUGAUCAAGUGACUCCAGAGUUUUCCUUUGACGGCCGGAGCCACGUUCAGCUGCAGCUCUUGUGGUCUCUCCCUGCAAGGCGGACCAGAGUCCAGGUUGGGGUCCGUACUCGCGCUUUAACAGGGGUCAUCCUCAGCUUGCUGUCCCAGGAGCAAAGUGAAUACCUGCGUUUAGAGGUGACUCAAGGCCUGCUGGCUGUUUUCUACAACCUGGGAGACGGAGAUUACAAUAUCUCACUGCCGUACCACCGCCUGGAUGAUGGGGAAUGGCAUGAGGUGGAGUUGGAUCGGUUUGGCAGAGAGUUCACCCUGAGGCUGGAUAGGGGUGGGGGUCGACUUGAAAUCACCGCCUCACCCGGCCAAAGUCAGGAGAUCAUUAUUGACCCCUCUGUGGUGAUGCUUGGGAACUCUUUCCCAUCGGGACACAACCGCAGCUUCUUUGGCUGUUUGCGUGAUGUGAGGUUUAAUGGUCGCUCCGUUCCCCUGGAACAGGACCAGCAUUCAGAAGGACUUCAGGUGUUGGUCGCUUCACAGGGCGUCUCUGUCGGCUGCUUCUCAGAUGCCUGCAGAAAGCACCACUGCUCCCCUCCCUUGGUCUGCUUGGACCUCUGGAGACAGCAUGAUUGCAGGUGCCCUCCGGGACACAUGACCAGAGAGACCUCCUCGGGCAGAGUGUGCAUCUACACGCUCUGCGCCAGCCGGCCGUGUCGACACGGAACAUGCGUGGCCCACUCGCCGUCCCGCUACUCAUGCCACUGCAGCGAGGGCUACCGAGGGCGGCACUGUGAGGUGGCGCUCGCCGUGUACCACAGCGAGGACAGCAGCAGCCUCAGCCUCAGCUCCAUGUUUGCCAUCAGCAUCUGUGUCAUGGCCUUUCUAGUGUUGAUGCUGGGGCUGUUUCUUUACUCUUGCUGGAGGAGACACAAGGGCCUGAAGGAGGGUGUUUACCAUGUGUCUGCACACCACGGCGAGUGGGAGGAUAUCCGAGAAAAUGUGCUCAACUACGACGAGGAAGGUGGUGGCGAACAGGACCAGAAUGCCUUUAACAUGGUGGAGCUGCAGCGCUCCCUCCAGCCCAGCCCCGCACAAUCCCUCCGCUACAGCUAUCCACAAAACACCAGCUCCUACCCACAGACUAAGCUUUCUCAAGACAACAACAAGAAGGGGAUGUCAAAUGGAAAUGGCAAUGCUGCUAUUGCCCUGCGUCUGGCCAUCCCCCCCUCAGAGGCAGAAACCUUGUCGUCCCCUCUGACCUUCCGCCGCUCUCAGAGAGCCUUCUCCUUCUCCAGCCAAGAUUUGGCUCGCUACCUGUGUGAGGUCAUCAGAGACAUGGAGCACACAGAGGACCCCGGCACCAUGACCACGCCGCGCCGUCCCUCUGGAAAGGAGCACAACCUGUCCUCAGUGCGCUCCCUCAGCUCCCUCAGUGCAUCUCAGGGUUCGGAAGUGAAGCUUCAUGCCGCCCAGAUAACCCGGAUGGACACAUUUAGAACCCUUCGAGCCGUGAUGUGUGACCUAAGAGGAGACUCCAAGACUGUGGACAGUCAGAAGGACAAACUUAAGGAGAGCAGAGGGCAGCUGAAGUGUGAGAAGAAUGGGUGAGGCUGCGCUCUGAGAAACAGAACUGGAGGUUACCCAGAAAAAAACCCUCAACAUUAAUCAGAAAUCAAUAGCGGAAAUCCAAAGGGAGGUCAUUAAAUGUGAAAUACUUUAAGAUUGGAAAGACUGCGCUGAGUCUGUGUGAAUUCUCUUAUAAAUCUACUGUAUUGAAGAAACUUUGAAGAUUUAUGUUCUUUGAUAUAAAAGAUGUUUACCAAUGAAUGAUCAGAUGUGAUGUAUUGUUUAUUUGGAAUUGCACUGUACAGUAUUUAAUUCACGGACAGCACUUUUUGGAGGUGCCCUUUGUCAAAGCAACCCAUGUCAUAAAGCUCAUAGAAGAAAUGUUUGCAAGCAGCGGGCCAAAUGAGUUUUCUCUGAGAAAACUGGAUUCUUUGCGCUACUAAUGACUCAUGAAAUCAUUUAUGUGACAAAAUGAAAAUUGUUUCAUUUGUAUUAUCUAUUUCCUUUUAAAUAAAUGAGUAUGUUUGAUAAUAUUUCAAACUCGGUCUUGUUCAAACAGGCGUUCACAUUCGUCAUGCUCAAAUAUUCAGCUUUUUUUUCUUUUUUCUUUGUUUUGAAGUUCAAGCAAACCUUCAUCUUCAAGCAUGAAUCAGCUAAAUGAGAUUUACAUUGGACGUCUUAUAACUUUCAUGUUAUUAAAAUAACACCUUUAAUGUGUUUGCAAUGUUCAUACGAUGAUAACAUUCAUAACAAACUCGAGCAGCUGUUCUUGUCAUAUUAGGCUAACUGCUACCAGCAAGAAGAGCCACUGAUAAGAGCAAGGUCAAUUUUGGGAUUAAUUAUUCAUGUUGAGAGCCUGUAGCCAUCUGACCUAAGUGGCUGAGACUCUUCAAUAUAAACUCAAAACGUCAGGGUCCCAGCAGGCAACCCUACAUCAUACUUAAUUGGGCAACAUUACUGGAAUUAAGCAAGUGUGACACUGGAGCGAGUCUCUGGAGAAGCACACUGAGCUGCUGCCUGCAGCUGAUAGAACUGACGUGUCCUUUCCAUAUGUCUGCACACCUACAUAAUGCAUCACGCUAAGACAUAUAAGAGACCAAAAAGAGGAUUUUAACACCCUGUAGGUCUUCAAAGAGCCUCGUGUUUUAUCCAUUUGUAUUCAUGAGUCUUGGUGUACUACCCACAUGAGAUAAACCCUCUCGAAGUGAAUAAAAGAUCCUCACCACCUUAA
Molecule: messenger RNA, 10468 nt
Organism: Xiphophorus couchianus (Monterrey platyfish)
Lineage: Eukaryota; Metazoa; Chordata; Actinopteri; Cyprinodontiformes; Poeciliidae
Product: neural-cadherin-like
Exons: 33
Coding region: 535-9279 (2914 amino acids)
Biological process (GO): cell morphogenesis; homophilic cell-cell adhesion; adherens junction organization
Cellular component (GO): plasma membrane; catenin complex; adherens junction
Molecular function (GO): cadherin binding; calcium ion binding; beta-catenin binding
Source: RefSeq, a predicted model, not a curated record